Pocillopora verrucosa is the source of this 2408-nucleotide messenger RNA. Its product is annotated as amidophosphoribosyltransferase. Lineage: Eukaryota; Metazoa; Cnidaria; Anthozoa; Scleractinia; Pocilloporidae. Gene Ontology annotation, biological process: purine nucleotide biosynthetic process; purine nucleobase biosynthetic process. The record is from RefSeq and is a predicted model, not a curated record. Gene Ontology annotation, molecular function: amidophosphoribosyltransferase activity.
GAGCUCAUCUCUGCCGAGGAAGCAUGUGAUUUAGUCAGAGCCAAUCAUAAGGUGUGAAUUUCCGCGGUAUUAUGGAAUAUCCAAUCAGAACCAUUACAAUCCUAUUGCCGCCAACUCAAAUUGUAAUUAUCUUUCUGGAUUUUUCAGGGUCUUUCAGACAAUCAUGGGCGAUUACAUCAAAUCUUUUCAUUCGCCAGACGAGUUUCGUUCUUGAACUUAGUUUCGUUGACUAGAUCGACAACACAGGAGAAAAAAUGGGAUCUUUUUUCAUCUCUCCACUUAUAUAACUCCUCUACAAGCUUGUGGUAUUCGUGGUUUUGUGUCGAUCAAGUAAGGAAGAACUUGACUAAUAAUGGCGUCCAUUGAGACAGGCUUAACGCAUGCUUGCGGCGUUUUCGCUUGUGUAAGAGCUGAAGGAGUUACUUCAGAGGAAGUUGAUGUCGCCAGUAUGAUUUCUCUCGGUCUAGUUUCACUUCAACAUCGGGGCCAAGAAAGUUGUGGAAUAGUGACAAAUGAUGGCAAAAAGUUCCAUCAGCAUAAAGGAAUGGGACUAGUGAACCAGGUCUUCCAGGAACAGCACAUAAAAUCACUCCCAGGAUAUAUGGGUAUUGGACACACACGCUACUCAACUGCAGGGGCAUCAGAACUCCUUAACUGUCAACCAUUUGUAGUAGACACAAUUCAUGGACGUAUGGCUGUUGGACACAAUGGGGAACUGGUGAAUGCUAAAGCAUUGCGAAAAAAGGUUCUCCUCAAUGGAACUGGUCUAUCAACAGGAAGUGACAGCGAAGUAAUUACACAGCUGUUGACGGCUACACCUCCAUGUGGAGAACCUGAUGGUCCAAACUGGCCUGGAAGAAUUUACGAAAUGAUGCAACUCACACAGCUGGCUUACUCGCUUGUCAUCAUGACCCAAGACUGUAUAUAUGCUGUCAGGGACCCUCAUGGAAAUCGACCACUGUGUAUUGGUAAACUGAUGAAUUUGAAUAGUAGCCCACAGAUGGCACGUCUUGGUGGAGAAAUUAUCCAGAAUGGAGAGAUUCAUGAUGAAAACUGUACACUAGGUUGGGUGGUGUCUUCGGAAUCCUGUGGUUUCCACUCGUUUGGGGCUUCUAUGUGCAGAGAAAUCAAGCCUGGUGAAAUUGUGGAGUUAACAGCAAAAGGUUUUGAGUCAAAGAGAAUUGUUCCACUUCAAAACCCAGAAAAACCACCGUCAUUCUGCAUUUUUGAGUAUGUGUACUUUGCACGACCAGACAGCAUGUUUGAGGGACAGAUGGUCUAUGGUGUGCGACAGGAAUGUGGCAGGCAGCUAGCUCUAGAAGCCCCUGUGGAAGCAGAGCUAGUCAGCACUGUACCAGAGUCAGCCACUCCUGCAGCAUUGGGUUACUCCUUACAGACUGGCAUACCUUAUGUUGAGGUACUCACCAAAAAUCGUUAUGUAGGACGGACAUUUAUACAGCCUAGUGACAGGCUUCGGAAGCUUGGUGUUGCCAGGAAAUUUGGACCACUGUCAAUGAAUUUCAAGGGAAAGAGGGUUGUGCUGAUUGAUGAUUCCAUUGUAAGGGGAAACACAAUGGGCCCUAUAAUCAAACUCUUGAAACAGGCAGGAGCUAGAGAGGUUCAUAUCCGUGUGGCAUCACCACCAGUCAAGUAUCCCUGUUACAUGGGAAUCAACAUUCCAACAAAGGAAGAACUGAUUGCAAAUAAGAUGCAUGCAGAGGAACUAGCAGAACAUUUGGGAGCUGACAGUUUGGUUUACUUGAGUUUAGAUGGCCUUGAGACAGCUGUGCGCUCUGGUAUAGUCAAUCCUGCUGGUGAGAAAAUUGGCCACUGUACAGCCUGCUUGAGUGGACAGUAUCCAGUUGAUGUGCUGGAUUGGUGAAUAAUGCCUAGAGCAGAAAUAUAUUAGUGCAACCAAGCUCUGUCUGAAGCUUGUAUAAGUUAUUGAGUGUUUUUCUACCAAGAUACCCUGAUUAGGGGAUCAAACCUUGACUAAGGUUGAUAGGGUGAACAUAAAAUCACUUACUGUACUAGAAGCAAGAGAAUAUAUUCAACAUAAAGCCAAUCUUAAAGUCACCAUGAACUGCAGACUAGCUAACAACAAACUGAACCAUUAAUAUAUAAAUACCUAGCUAAAAGCCAAAUGUUAAUGAUAACUCUCAGCAAUAGUUGGUUAAUUGUAGACAGUUCCUCUCUGCAAGGCUAAUGCUGUUAAAAGCCAAACUGCUAAUGCAACCUUUUUGGCUGUGACUCAGGCUUGGAAGAGACAGUUAAAAUAUUUUAUCAGUUAACAGCCUUGUAGCAGGAAUUUUGUGGACUAGGCAUUCCUUAGAUCAUACAUGUAAGCCAGGAAACCUAGUCCUGGAUUACUUUGUAUGAGCAGUGUAAUUUAUUCCUUUAUAUCAGUA